Stegostoma tigrinum is the source of this 2500-nucleotide messenger RNA. RefSeq names its product ankyrin-1-like. Gene Ontology annotation, biological process: signal transduction. Bases 215 to 1828 code for a protein of 537 amino acids. The record is from RefSeq and is a predicted model, not a curated record. Gene Ontology annotation, molecular function: protein binding. The transcript is spliced from 12 exons. NCBI's taxonomy places the organism in Eukaryota, Metazoa, Chordata, Chondrichthyes, Orectolobiformes, Stegostomatidae.
AAACCCACAAAAUACGAAGAUAUCCAGCAAGUAAUCUGUAACCUGAACAUUACCAUGCCUCCCUGUACAAAGUUUUCCCUCCCUCCCCAUGGAAGGCGGGAAUGGUCCUGACUCGGAGUUUUUGUGCUGACAGUUGGAAAGCAGUGAGGAACGGCGAAGGAAUCUUAUUCCGCUCACUCUACGGGAAUGGUACAGUACGCCCAACGAGCCAGCCAUGGCCUCUCUGAGUGCGCGCCAACGGGCAGAGCUGAAGAUGGCCCUGAUUACUGAGCAUCUUGGUCUGAGCUGGGCUGAGCUGGCGCGGGAGCUGCAGUUCUCCGUCGAUGACAUCAACAGGAUCCGGGUGGAGAAUCCGAACUCACUGCUGGAGCAGAGCGCCGCCCUCCUCAACCUGUGGGCUAGCCACGAGGGCAAGAGAGCCAAAAUGGAAAGCCUGCACUCAGCCCUGAGGAACAUUGAGCGGAAUGACAUUGUGAGCAUGCUCGAGGGCUCCGACCUCAACAGCCAGACCCUCAACAGAGGCAAGAGAAGGCAAGGCGAGCGAGAUCACAGCCUGUCUCCAGCCGUCAAUGGUUUCGCUUCAGUGCACGAGGAGAUGCGGUCACCGACCUCGCUCCGCUACACGAUGCCGAGCCCGCUCCAGGCUGACCACUUCUGGAACGACGUCGCCAGCCUGGAGGCCAUUGCCGCCGUGGGGCCGCCCGGCCCUGAGCCCCUGCUGGAGCUCUCUGACGUCGCCCCCCACCCCGCUUGGCCGUCGGGUCAUAGGCCCCCGCUGGUCGUGGCGGAAGACUCCUCCCUGGACUGCAGCCGAACCGAGGACCCCUACCCGGCCGAGGGGCCCCCUCCCGUCACCGAUGACAGCCUGAACGCCGACGCCAUCAACGGCCUGAUCGAGAUAUUCAACCAGGAGCUGGAGGACCGGGCUCUGGUGACGGAAGGAGGCCGUGCAGCUUUGCCCGCAUGCCCUCUCAGCGUGGAGAACGGCGCUUCGGUCGCUACGGGCCAACCAAAGCCCAGCACGGGGCAGACGGGGUCAGGAACCGCGAGGGGAGAGGCCGUAGAAGACCUGCAGGGCACUACCAGCUCCCAAGCCUCAUCCCUAAUGGUCCGGGGGCAGAGCAGGAGACUCCCCGAGGGCGGUCCGGCCCUGGACGAGGCCUGGAAGCUGAGGAAGGAGUGGGCCGAGAAGCCGGGUUCGGCCAGGCUGAGGGUGACCCAGGAGAAGCUGGUCCAGCCUGUACAGGACACAGCGCGGCUCGAGUCGCUGAGCCGCUCACUGCCCGAGGAGCCCCUCUGGCCUUCCGCACAAGGGUUAGCCGCGUUGGCCCUUGGCUCGGAUCCCAGGAGCAGCUGGAUCACCCUGGAGGAAGAGGAAAUGGUGGGCUCCAGUGAGGAGCUCGAUGAGGAGCUCGGCGAGAGGGAGAGCGGCUCUGAUGACGAGGAGAUAGUCGCCACCAGGGUCACGCGGAGGAGGCUCAUCGUCAAGGGUGAAGAGGCCAAGAACAUUCCGGGGGAGUCGGUGACAGAGGAGCAGUUCACGGACGAAGACGGCAAUCUGGUGACAAAGAAAGUUGUUCGGAAGGUGGUGAGGCGGGUCACCCCAGCCGAAGGGAAGGCAGAGACGGUGGAGAUACUGCAUCAGGACGCUUCGGGCUCGGAAAACCAGGCGGACAGCUCGGCAAAGUUCGGCGUGUUUGUGCGGGACUCCACAAGCACCACGCUGGGAGAGAGAGGUAGUGCCUUGUACAGUGAGUGGAUUCAUGGCCGAAUGGGCGCACAGAUUGUGAAGAGAAUCAGCUCGCGGGCGAAUCCAUCAGAGCAGUGAUUUAGGGAUGGUGACAGAAAGGGCCCUGCAUCCGCUGCCCAGCCGUGACUGCAACAAGUCGAGGAACUGGGGUUGGACUGAGGAAGAAAUUCAGACCUUCCAUUCGGCUACAGGCAUGAGCUCUAUCCGAGAGUCACUCACCUCACUUCGCAUGAUUGACCUGCCAAACGCAUGUAUCUGUCAGACUGGCCGAGGGAUGUGAACGGCCCCUGUGGACCUCCAGCAAGGAGAUGACCUUCCAAAACCAGAAACGCCUCCUCCACCUUCUCCCUGCGAAAUCCCUCAGUCCCAAACCUUUGCUUGUCCCCUUCCUGCAUCCUAACCCUCCACCCAACUAUUCAGUCCCAACCCGAAUGCUCACCUCUCUUGCGCGAGUUGAGUUGGAACUGACACCUUGGAGUCUUCACUACAGUUGUUUGCUGCCUCUGGUUCAUUUUAAAUACUAUGCAAAAGAAAAAGCAACAGCAGUGCACAGCAAUAUAUCGCAGCUCCUGCCCGGGCAGUUACACAAGCAGCUGAUGGACAGAAACCCUGUCUGUUUUGCAUUAAUGCUUUAUUUUUUUCAAAAGGGACUUGUUCGGCACUGAUCUUUAUUUUGAACGUUGACAAUGCUUUGUUGCGUUUGAGUUCUGUUCCUGUAUUUUUGUUCCUCUAAAGGGUUUUGCGGUGAGA